Messenger RNA from Mustela lutreola (European mink), 7756 nucleotides. RefSeq names its product NAC alpha domain containing (gene NACAD). Gene Ontology annotation, biological process: protein targeting to membrane. Bases 2662 to 7680 code for a protein of 1672 amino acids. The transcript is spliced from 9 exons. Gene Ontology annotation, cellular component: cytoplasm; nascent polypeptide-associated complex. The record is from RefSeq and is a predicted model, not a curated record. NCBI's taxonomy places the organism in Eukaryota, Metazoa, Chordata, Mammalia, Carnivora, Mustelidae.
UCCGUAAGUGGGAGGGGGUAGCGACAAUGGCCCAGGCAAGAGACCUGCCAAAGCGAAGGACUGGCAUGGGUGAGCACCAGGUGCAGAUCAGCUCCGAGGGGCCUCGUGCGGCCCCCUGAGGACAUGUGAGCCUGUCCUGUACGCUGCUCAGGCUCACCUGUCUCCAUGGGACACACACGAGUCCCUUUGUGCUCGUGAGAAGGGACGCAGUAGCUGUGUGGUCCCAGUUUCCUCAGUGGCGACCUCUCGUGCCACUGGCGGGUGUCCCACCAAGAUACUGACAGGGAUGGGAGUCCCCAAGUAGGACGGCUCAUCGGCACAAGGACCCCUGUGCCCUCUACACCUGCACGUCCCUCUUGCUAGCUGCCACCCGUUUUCUCCAUUUCUCCCCUGACCUCAGAGCUUCUAUAGAGGAGUCUGACUGCGUAGCCCUCGGGUGGGAUCUGCGCCAGUUCCUUCCGGGCAGCGCUCAUGCAGGUGCUCCGGUCUGGCCCUUCCCUGCCCCUGCGGUUGGAUGGCUCAGCCCCAUUCCCGAGGAUGGUACAAACCCCAGUUCUCGGAUGAAGACCCAGGAGUGUGGCUGGCACUGUGCCGGCCUACGCUCCCACCAGCAGAGUGAGGAGCCCUUUUGUUCUUUGUGUCCUUGCCAUGUGGUGGUGUCCUAGAUGGCUUGGAUUCUAGAAGAUGGGGCAUCUUCCCUGUCGCUCGUGCUGGGGAGCACUAAAUUCUGGCCAUCGGGGGGAUGUGCGUCAGGCCUCUGCCAUCUUGGUGUUCCCACAGCGACCAGUGCAUGUCCUUACUCCCGUUUGUAUCGUCUUUGGAGAAAUAACUGUUCAGCUCUGCGUCUCAUUUUUAAUUACGUGACCUGAGUUGUAAGAGGAUGUUCUAGAAACCAGUCACUUACCGGAUGAAGGAUUUGCAAAUGCUUCCUCCCAUUUUGUGGGUUUUCACUUCCUUGAUGGUGUCCUUGAACCAACAAAAGGUUUCUAUGAAGGUCACUGUAUCUUUUUUCUUUUGCAUGUGCUUUGUGGGGGUCAUAUCCGAAAAUCCUUUGUUUGGUGAAUCUAGAUCAUGAAAUAACACCCAUCUUCUAAUAAGAAUUUUAUAACUGUGCUCUCAAUACCUUUCAUCUGUUUGGGGUUCGUUUUGUAUUUGGUGUGUGCUUGGUGUCCACUUUGUUCUUUUGCACAUGACUCUCCACUUGUCCCAGCACUGUUACCAGGAGAACAGCUUUCUUCUCGUUGUAUAGUCUUGGCACCUUGGUUGAAACUCCAUUGGCCACAGAUGUCUGGGGUUAUUUCUGGCUCUCAGUAGCCUCUUGUCUCUUGAUUGUUGCUUUGUAGAACGUUCUGAAGUUAGUGUGAGUCCUGAACUACAUGAAAAGGCUUCCGUACAGCAAGGAAAACAGCCAACAAAACUAAAAGCCUGCAGAAUAGGAGGAGAUAUUUGCAAAUAACACAUCCAAUAAAGGGUUAAGAUCUAAAGUAUAUAAAGAACUUAACACACACACACAAACACACAAAACCUUCCAGUUUAAAAAUGGGCAGAAGACAUGUACAGACAUUUCUCCUAAGAAGACAUCCAGAUGGCCAACAGACACAUGAAAAGAUGCUCCACAUCACUCGGCAUCAGGUGAGACACCACCUCACACCUGUCAGAAUGGCUAAAAUUAACACGCAACCAUAGGGGUCCGCAAGGAUGUGGGACCCUCAUACACUGUUGGUGGGAAUUCAGGCUGGUGUAGCCGCUGUAGGCAACAGUAUGGAGUUAACUCAAAAAGUUAAAAAUAGAGCCACCCUACAGCCCAGCAAUUGCACUGCCAGCUAUUUACCCAAAAAAGAUAAAACACAAAUUCAAAGGGAUACCUGUGCCUCUAGGUUUAGAGCAGAGCUUUUGACAGCAGCCAAAUUACGGAAGUGAUCCGAGUGCGCAUUGCCUGAUGAAUGGGUGAACGGGAGGGGAGGGGUGUACACACAUGACACACAACAAUGGGCUGUUUACAGCCAUGAGGGAAAACUUGGCAUUUGCAAUGAUGUGGAUGAUGCUGGAAGGUAGUCCGCUAAGUGGACUAAGAAAGGCACCAUAGGAUUUCACUUGUGUAUGGAAUUUAUGAAACAAAAAGGAAAAAAGGCAAACUAAAAAACAGACUCCUAACUAUAGAGCACAAAUGCAUACCCAAGGGGAGGUGGCCCGGAGGAUGGGGGAGGCAGCCGAGGGGCCGGGGUGCUUGGUGAGCACUGAGUGACCGGAAGUGUUGGCUCACUCCACGCCUGCAGUUCAUACGACCCUACGUUAACCACACCGGAAUUUUAAAGAGGGCCCUGCUUAGGGUUGAUGUUCCCUGGUCCAGCUUCCGACCGGCCCCGAAUCCCCUAGCGUCCAGAGGGGAAUGCUGCAGGAAAGGCGGGGCCGGGCAGCGCGGAAGGAGGGCGAAGCCCAGGUCGGGGAAAGGAGGAAGGCCGCCCCCCGCCCCAGCCGCUCUGCAGUGCUUGGGGCGCACGCGCACGCUCACUCGGGGCUCCGGGCAGGCGGGGCGGCGCUGACGUCAUCCGAUGACCCACCCACCCCCUACCCCCUGGCCGAGGGGCGGUGGCCGCGCAGGCUCCGCCGGACCGACGCACGGACAGACCGGGCACGGAGGGAAGGGCGCACGGUCAGGCCAUGCCCGGGGAGGCUGCCCGCGCCGAGCUGCUGCUGCCGGAGGCGGGCAGGCCCGGGCCCCGCACAGAGUCGUCCUGUGAUGUGGCCGUGGCCACCACCCCAAGAGGGGACCGGCUGGAGCACUGUGCCCUGACCCCUGGACCCAGCACCCUGGCCCUGGAGUUUCUGCCCAGCAAGCCAGGCGCCCGGCCCCCGCCCGAGGGAGCCAGCUGGGAUGCAGGGCCGGGAGGCACCCCCUCGGCCUGGGCAGUCCCCACAGAAGGCAGCCCCAGCCUGGGUUCCCCCGAGGCCCAGCCUGCCAGUGGCCCUCCCCCAACCACCCUGGAGCCCCGGAUCGUGAUGGGUGAGGAGACCCGCCGGGUGUCCCUGCCGUCCAGGGCAGCCCUUCCAGAGCUCAGGGACUGGGAGGGUGGGCACCCCAGCCUGGACCCACCCCCCGAGUUGUGUUCUCAGGGUGACCCUCCUGUGCCUUGCCCUGCACCAGACCUUGACUCCUACUUCACGCCACCCUCCACUCCCACCGAGACCACCUCUGCCCUGCUCCUUGGCCCCGGGCCCCGCAGGGAGGCCCCGGCUGAGCCAGGGGACUCGCCGCCCGCCUCGCCAUCGGGCUCCUACAUCACAGCAGAUGGAGACAGCUGGGCCUCAUCCCCGUCCUGCUCCCUGAGCCUGCUGGCCCCGGCCGAAGGGCUAGAUGUCCCCUCAGGCUGGGGCUUCUCCCCGCCGGGCUCCGUGGCCGAUGAGCAGGAGCUGCCUCCCGCGGGGCCCCCGGGCCCCCCGUCCCCGGAAUCCAGCGUCUCAGCCGACAGCAGCUCUUCCUGGGGCCAAGAGGGCCACUUCUUCGAGCUGGACUUCCUGGCCAACGACCCCAUGGUCCCCGCCGCCCUCCUGCCCUUCCGAGGCAGCCUCAUCGUGCAAGUGGAGGCUGUGGAGGUGACGCCAAGAGCCCCCGAGGAGGAGGAGGAGGUCCCUGUCCCUGGAGGGGACCCAGCCGGGGAGGGCGAGGACGACAGCACGUUCGCCUCCUCCCUGCAGUCCCUGUCUGACCUCUCCAUCACCGAGGGCAUGGACGAGGCCUUCGCCUUCCGGGACGACACCUCGGCGGCCUCAUCCGACCCCGACUCGGCCUCCUAUGCGGGGGCAGACGACGAGAGGCUGUACAGCGAGGAGCCCCAUGCGCAGCCUGCCGCCCUGCUCCAGGACACCCCCGGCGAGCCCGCUCCUACCGUCUCCGCGGGGGUGGCCAGCCCAGCCUCCGAGAGCCGGGAGCCGGGUGCCCGGGUUCCCGAGAUGGGCCAGGCCUCCACUCCUCCCGCAGCACAGGAAACCCCGGGCCUCACUGGGGAGAGCCCCUGGACCUGGGGGGAGGACAUGGGCUCCAUCUCAGGUCUGGUGCCUGCUGCUGCGGUCACGGCUCAGCCCCAAUGGGAGGAUGACGGCGCAGCCUUAGGCCCAGAGUCUUGGACCUCCCCAGAAGAGGGAACCCUCAUUCCAGGCCCAGACUCUCUGCAGAACCUGGAAGGAGAAGCAGGCCAAGGCCCUGAAUCUGAGGCCACACCUCUGUCCCUGCAGGACACCGGCCUCCCCUCAGGCCAGGCGCUGGCCGCCACAGUCAGCCCUGUGCCCCAGCCGGGGGACACGGACAGGACCUUACACCAGGGCCCUGACUGUGAGGCCACACCUGUGUCCCUGCAGGACGCAGCCCUCCCCUCAAGCCAAGGGACUCCUGCCAAGGCCAGGCCUGAGACCCUGUGGGUAGAUGCAGGCUACGUGCCAGGGAUCAACCCUGUGGUCACUGCAGCCCAACAGGGAGGACGAGUGACCUCGGAACUGAGGCCAGCACCUGAGGAAAGGGACACAAGCUGCACGGGAGGCCUGGGGCCUCCAGCCCGGGACCAGGCCCAGCUGGAUGGACUGGAGCCAGCUGCAGACACCGGGGUGCCCUGGACCUCAUGGGGUACCUCCAAGCCUGCCACGGAGGCCCUAGACUCCCCCAAGCCUGCCACAGAGGCCACAGACCCCCUUGAGGCCCUGCAACACCCCAGGCCUGCCACAGAUGCCGUGGAAUGCCCUGGCUCUGACACAGAGGACACAAAUUGCCCCAAGCCUGUCAUGGAGACCACAGAAUGCACAGAGUCUGCCACGGAGGCCACGGAAUGUCCACCAUCUGUCACAGAGGCUACAGAAUGCCUGGAGUCUGGCACAGAGGCCCCGGAACAUUCCAAGCCUUCCAUGGAAGCCUCAGAAUGCCCAGAACAUGCUAUGGAGGCCCCAAAAUGCACCAAGCCUGCCAAUGAGGCCCUGGAACUCCUUGAGCCGACCUCAGAGGCCCCAGAAUACCCUGAGUCUGCCACAGAGGCCCUAGAACAUUCUGAGCCUGCCCUGGAGACCCUGGAACAUUCUGAGCCUGCCACGGAGGUCCUGGAAUGCCCAGACCCUGCCACGGAGGUCCUGGAACAUUCUGAGCCUGCCCCAGAGGCCCCGGAAAGCCCAGAGCCUGCCAUGGAAGCCCCGGAACUCCCAGAGCCUGACACAGGGGCCCCGGAACGCCCAGAGCCUGCCAUGGAAGCCCCAGGAUAUUCUGAGCCUGCCACGGAGACACCAGAAAGCCCAGAGCCUGCCAUGGAGGUCCUAGACCAUUCUGAGCCUGCCCCGGAGGCCCUGGAAUGCCCAGAGCCUGCCAUGGAAGCCCCAGUAUAUUCUGAGCCUGCCACAGAGACCCUGGAAUGCCCAGAACCUGCCAUGGAGGCCCCAGAACAUUCUGAGCCUGGCAUGGAGACCCCAGAAAGCCCAGAGCCUGCCAUGGAGGCCCCAGAAUGCCCACAGCCUGCCAUGGAGGUCCUGGAACAUUCUGAGUCUUCCAUGGAGACCCCGAAACAUUCUGAGUUUGCCAUGGAGGCCCCAGAAGACCCAGAGCCUGCCACGGAGGCCCCAGAAGACCCAGAGCCUGCCACGGAGGCCCCAGAACAUUCUGAGCCUGCCACAGAGACUCUGGAAUGCCCAGAGCCUGCCACAGAGGCCCCAGAACAUUCUGAGUGUGCCACAGAGACUCUGGAAUGCCCAGAGCCUGCCACGGAGGCCCCAGAACAUUCUGAGCCUGCCACGGAGGCCCCAGAACAUUCUGAGCCUGCCACAGAGACUCCAGAAUGCCCAGAGCCUGCCACGGAGGCCCCAGAACAUUCUGAGCCUGCCACGGAGGCCCCAGAACAUUCUGAGCCUGCCACAGAGACUCCAGAAUGCCCAGAGCCUGCCACGGAGGCCCUAGAACUUUCUGUGCCUGCUACGGAAGCCCCAGAAGCUACCACGGAGGCCCAAGAAUGCUCACAGCCUGCUACAGAGGCCCUCAAAUGCCCCAAGCCUGCCACAGAAGCUCCAGGACUUUCUGAGCCUGCCACGGAGGCCCUAGAAUAUUCAGAGCCUGCCACAGGCCCCCCUGGGCCUGCCAUGGAGGCCACAGACCCACCCAAGCUUGCCUCCAUUAGAGAAGAAGUAGCUGAGGGUCUGUUGGCACCUAAGCAGGAAACCUGUGCCAGUGCCUGUGUUUUUGCUGGUGAUGGAGUUGAGCCCCAUUUUCCCCCAAAGGAGGACCCAGGGGGUGAGAAUCAGGGGGCUGGAGGCCUCAGAUCAACACCCCACAGUGCUAGGAAGGCUCCUGGGGAUAGUGGCCCAGAGGUACAUCUUGCUGCUCUCCCCGAGGUCAGUCACACAUGGCCCCAGAACCCAGCAGAGGAGGGAAGAGCCAACCCCGAGCCCAGGUCUUCUGUUGCUGUGGCCUCAGAAGCUGGGCUGGCUUCCUGUUCUGAGUCUCCCCCAAGGUCUGCGGCCAGGCCUGGAAGGGGCUGCCCCGAAGAGCCUGCCCCCACCAUUCCAGCACCUUCUUGGCGGCUGGAACCCGUGCUGGGCCCAGGCAGUGGAGUGAGGGCUCAAGUAGCCCCUGGAAGCCCCAGCUUGUCCCCACCACAAGCCUCCGGAAGCCCUAAUAGGGGUCUGCCCAGCAUGACCCGAGACAGGCCCCUUGGCCCAGAGCCCGCUGCUCCUGGGGUCCCCACAGAGGCAGCCCCAUGCCCCAUGGCACCCCUCAUGCCCUGCCCUUGCCAGGGACCUAGGGAAGACUCGACGGAGGCCAAGGAGCCUCCAGGCUCUCCGGGCCUCCAGCCACCACGUGCAGGAGCCCAGCGGGCAGUGGCUGCCUCCUCAGGAACCACAAAACCUCCUGGGGCUGGGCAUCGAGUCAGCCUCCCACCCCACUCCCCCCUCUUCAGCCCCAAAACGGCCCCCACGGGGGACACCCAUGCCAAAGACCAGGCCUGGCGGAUCUCGACCCCCUGCCAAGUGCCUCCUGGCCCUCAAGGGCUCCCAGCCGCCGAGCAACAGGAUGACCAGGACAGCCUGGAGGAAGACUCGCCCCCAAGGGCUCCAGGAUCCGGCCAGCACUCAGACAGCCACGGGGAGUCAUCGGCCGAGCUGGAGGAGCAGGACCUCUCGGGAGCACAGACGGCACAGUGCCCGACCCAGGUCCCAGCAGGCGGCAGCAGCGAGGAAACAGUGGCCAAAGCCAAGCAGAGUCGCAGUGAGAAGAAGGCCCGAAAGGCAAUGUCCAAGCUGGGCCUACGGCAAAUCCAGGGGGUCACCAGGAUCACUAUCCAGAAAUCCAAGAACAUCCUGUUUGUCAUCGCCAAGCCUGAUGUUUUCAAGAGCCCGGCCUCAGACACCUAUGUGGUCUUCGGCGAGGCCAAGAUCGAGGACCUGUCCCAGCAAGUGCACAGAGCUGCUGCUGAGAAGUUCAAAGUGCCCACAGAGCCGUCCGCCCUGGUCCCCGAGUCUGCACCUGGGCCGCUGGUGAGGUCUGGGUGUGAGGAGGAGGAGGAAGAGGAGGAGGAGGUGGAUGAGGCAGGACUGGAGCUCCGUGACAUUGAGCUAGUGAUGGCGCAGGCCAAUGUGUCGAGGGCCAGGGCCGUGCGGGCCCUGAGGGACAACCAGAGCGACAUCGUCAACGCCAUCAUGGAGCUCACCAUGUAGCCAGGAGCGCCCCGACCGCACGGCUUCGUCCCUGCCCCCGGCUCCACUGUUCAAUAAACAGGUGUCUCCACACGGC